AUGACUCAGCUUGAACUUAUGCAAUACAAUACAAUUCAUCUAUUCAUUGAGCACAUGAAUGAUUGCGGUAAAAAGUCACAAGAAACCCAACACAAACAAAAAAUCUAUUUGCGCAAUCUAUUGUUACUGCCGGACGGAAAAAUCGGAAGGGCGGAGCGCUUUACGGCAAAACUUCACGCAAACUAUGACAACUAUAAAAGUGUCUAA
Messenger RNA from Caenorhabditis angaria, 207 nucleotides. The record is from the annotation of a GenBank genome assembly. NCBI's taxonomy places the organism in Eukaryota, Metazoa, Nematoda, Chromadorea, Rhabditida, Rhabditidae.